Molecule: messenger RNA, 2658 nt
Organism: Phytomonas sp. EM1
Lineage: Eukaryota; Euglenozoa; Kinetoplastea; Trypanosomatida; Trypanosomatidae
Source: the annotation of a GenBank genome assembly
AUGAGCUCCGAUUGCCAGGAUGUUUCUCUUGCUAGUAGUGUGAAUCAUGCUGAGGACGAGCCCUCCAUGGCUGAGUCUUCUUCUGGCCUAGCAGGGCGCAUGCCUAGAGUGAUUUCAGCUGUCUCCUCGGUUUCAAAAGAGUUUCUCCAUGACGAUAUCGUGCCUAGCGGAGUCGGUUCGAAGGAUAUCACCAUCUCUUAUAUAGUCAGCGCGGGAGAUGCGCAAACAAUUGGUGAUUCUCUCCAUCCUGUGACCUCAGCCAUCGUCCCUGCUUCAUUGUCUCUAAGGCGUGCUGGUGACACGAAUAGUACGGAGAGAUGUUAUCCAUUGAAUGUAACACAACAUUCCGUCCGGACGUUGAGCAACUCUGUGGCGCUAAAUGCAAUGAAUCCUCCGCAGCUGCUCGGUAUUGGUGCGAUUUUUUCUAACUCGGUCCACCCUCAGACCGGGGAUGCUAGAUCAUUUGCGAAGCCGACACUGGCCCCAUCGAGCGUGCGUUGGUGCUCACCAGACCAGUGGGUUCCUGACGCGCAGGUCGUCAACUGCAUGGCGCCCGAUUGCAAAAUGCCUUUUUCCCUUUUCACUCGUAAGGAGCACUGCAAGAUUUGUGGAAGGGUUUUCUGCUCUUCGUGCUGCUCUAAUGAGGUUGAGAUCCUUGAGGACAGAUCCCCCUGCUUGAGUCAUAGCUGCAAUGCCAGCGGAAAUGUCAAGGGAUUGGACCUGUUGGCCAGCAAUGGUUUCCAUCAUCCCAGGAGCCAUUCCUUUAUGGCGAAUGAGACAGAUUCCACCCCAGUGACAGGGUCUCCUUCGCAUCCGAAUAGAUCUGCGUCAGCAGGUUUUAUCAACAUUGCCACAGGCCACACUGCCAUAAGCAAUACUGAUGUGAUUUCCACGAACGUCGUACCCGGUUCGUCGUGCGCUGCCUCGGCGGACAAUGCGAGUUCCAUCGGCACGCCCCUGCCACAGACCUCCAAGGGGGUGGUCUACCGCGUGUGCAAUGAAUGUUUUUAUGAGACCCAACUCGUUGUCUCAACGCGGGGGGAGGACAGCAAACCUCGACGCAAAUGUCGUGGUCAGUUGAAGAUGUUCCAGCGGGCGCUGCUAGUAAACGUUUUAAGUUUCCUCUCACUACGUGAUUUACUUGAAAUAGCGCUUGUAUCGUCUGAUUUCUACUUUAUGUCAAGGGACAACGUGAUAUGGUAUCAGUACAACACUGCGCGAUGGCUCAAGGAAACUGAGAAUCCAUAUUUUUCAUUUACUGGGGACACAAAUCACAUGCUGACCGUUGCCGCAGCAAACUCUGCCUUGUCGUCAGGCGGGCUUCGGCAUUGGUUUUCUGCCCAUGAAAGCUACUAUAAAUCGACUUCAUCACCAUCAGCGUUGUCAACACUAACUAUAGCGCUAGAUGGCAGCAACGCCAGUGUUGGGGAGGGAUCAAUUAAAUUUCCAAGGGCUCCGUUUCUUGAGGAUGCCACAGUACUAACCCAGGGGGAGGCGUUCAAGCGAGUGAUCUCUCACCACGCGCGAUACAACUACACGCAGUUCCUUGAUUUUGCAAGACGACAAGAAAUGGCACGAUGUGAAGGUCUAGCGUGGUUUUCGGUCGCCGCCCGCGUAUUAUUUUCCUCCCCUAUUAGAGUUGCCCUUAUUGGCCCCCCAGGCGUCGGGAAAACGACUAGUCUGCUCGCCUUCUUAAGGAAAAACAAACGAGGUAGUACGGUCCACUCGACGAUGGGCUUCACACGGCACAGAGUGACCCUGUGGAUUAGGGGUGAGUCCAAAGUUGGUGUAAACCUGGAGAUCUACGACGUGAGUGGUGAUGAGCGAUAUGAGUCGUUACGUCGAUUUAUCUGUAGUCAUUGUCACGCUAUCGGGUUGUGUUACAAUCCAUGCCGUAAGGUGACGCUGGUGCAGGCUGCGGAUGUGAUGAUGGGGGUUGAACCAGCUCUUGGCCCGCAACCAGUCGUUGUAUGCGGUUUAAUUCCCUCGACGGAGAGUGAUGUCGCAGAUGCUAGCAACAUCCCACCGAAAGAUGUAAGUAAUGGUCUCAAUGGUGUCCGCCCAGAUCUCCAAGUUCCCCAAGCCUCACAUCAACAGCAUCCAUACACACUGCCCGCUGUUUCAUUUGCGACGCUUGCAACGCCGUCGUCAGAAGUCUCUGCGCGUUCUCAAGGGUCAACGGUGGCGUCGACCAUCACAGUCCGCGAAGCGACGUCUCCGCCGCUGGCGUCAACUCAUCCAGCACAUGGGAGUAUGGUGUGGGGUGCCGAGGGUGCCCCUAGCUCGCGAACUCAAGGACUAACACCUCCCAGACACAGCUCCCUCAUCGAGGUAUCCGAGGAGGAUGCUGCGGGUAUCACCGUCCGAGAUGGCGGCUCUUUGCAUUGUCCUAUUGAUCAAACGCACGUAUUUUAUGACCGUCUGCUUGGCUCCCUGAUCGAUCGUUUGUCCUUGGCUGUCAUGGCCAACCGGACAAGCAUAGCAAACCUCACCGAUGUCACUGAAGAGAGUGAAUCCAACAAAUUCGGGGGCGUCUCUGCAUCCAAUUGCUCGCGCUCCUUCGCGAAGCGCGAUCCGAAAGUCGACAAGGACAUUGCAGAGGAGCUACUGAAGCUGACAAUGCAGCCUUCCACACUUAACAUACUGCUAGAUCGUUAG